AUGAAGAGAAUGAUUUUGUUUGUGUCGAUUUUCAUGGCAAAAGAGGAAAAAAGUGAGGGUAAUAUAAGAAAGAAUUCAUCUCUGGUUGAUUCAUUAACAAAUAAUUGUGAUUCAAAUAAAGAUUACAUUAAUGAUUUUGAAAGUUCUCGAGUUAAAUCCAAACCAUGCUUUGAUAAAAAGAGAAAUCAGAUUUCUAGUUUAAAAUGUACUUUUGAAGAUGAAUAUUAUCCAGAAUGGAAUGAAUAUAUUUCAAAAUUCCGAAAUGCGAUUUAUUAUGAUGAAGUGGAAAAGCAACAAAAUCAAAUUAAAGAAUUAAAAAUAAUACAAGGAAAGGUUUACAAACUCAAUCAAUUAAGAGAUGAAGGAAAAUAUCUCCUGGAUAAUAAAAUAUGUUUUGGAUUAUCUAAUGUAGAUUAUAAAACUUUGCGAAAAUUUCCCGCUGAAUGCUUCCCAGCUUUUCUUGUAGAGUUUAAUCAUAGAAGAGAUUCAAAAUCAAUUCCUAAAGGUGAUUUGAGAUAUUUGGAUUCAUUACCGCAAGGUAUUAAGGAUGAUAUUAUUAAGUCAACAAAUAAAUAUAACAUCAAAUUUACUACUGAUAUGUUUAAUGAAGAUGAAAAACGUAGUUUAUAA
This is a messenger RNA of Funneliformis mosseae, 630 nucleotides long. The record is from the annotation of a GenBank genome assembly. NCBI's taxonomy places the organism in Eukaryota, Fungi, Glomeromycota, Glomeromycetes, Glomerales, Glomeraceae.